CUCCCAAGCUAAACAAGGCAUUCUUACAUAUUUAACAUUCAAAUGCAGAAGCCAAGCUAAGCCAUGGAAGAUUGUAAUCAGAAAAAAGCUACACUUCCUGAUCCGCAUAAAAGCUACAGGUGGAACCAAGAAAACCGGAGCUAACCUGCUGCUCCUUUGUGGCUCUGAUGUGGUUGCCCAAAGAGCAAGGAUUUGUUGCAGUCACUGGCUUGCCACCUGCCUGAGGCAUUCAACUGUAUCUAGCACAAUGAUGCUGGUUCUUUAAACAGAAGACAGAUUGAUAGCAUUUUGGGCUGAAAUCUAGAGGUUAUUUUGGAAUGUGAAAACUACUUACUGCUUGGAUCCAUGACAACCAUGUAGAUACUGUUCAUUCAAUUUAACAAUCUACACCAACAUGGAUCAAGAUAUUUGAACCAAACCUUUCAAGCAGUCAAUGGAGUACAAUCUAAAAGAUUAAAGAAAAUCCAGAUGGGGUGCAGGUGCUGCAAAAUGAUACAAAGCUAUAUUUUUGAUCCAGAAGAAGUACAAUCGCCUGGAUGCAUUCAUGAAGUAAACAGCUACAAACACAAUGAGCAAGGCAGCAAUAAAACCAAAUUCAAAGAGAAUAGUGAAAUUCACGAACACAAAAAUGAACUCCAGAAGGAUGAGCUAGACGGAACAGAAAAUAAAAAUCAGGUAAAUAGCACAAAAGAAGCUCUCUGGAACCACAGAGGCAAUGAUUUUCAAGAGGCUGGCCUUGCAAAAUACGUUGCAAAGCUUGACGUUGCAGUCAAUGGUGGCAACUCCUGUGCUGGAGUGCAUUCCAUGCUCAAUCCCAACACGAACCCAGUGAAAGAAGCCAGUGAACAGGGAACCUCCAGCCAGUCAGAGGCUUCUUCAGCCGGUAAUAAAGACUUUUACACCAAAACAAAUAGGUCUGGCCAAGAACUUGACCUAGAAGCAGGAAGGCAGAGGAACACAGCCUGCAAUAAGCCACACAGUAUUCAAGAUGAGAACUCCCAGCCUGCAGAAGACAGCAUCUUUCUCAAAGGAAAUGCAAUACUGGAGACACAAAACACUGUCAUACAACUGCCAGAUAUUGAUUAUCCCCAAAAUGGCAAUCAAAUCAGGAACUAUAUUGAAAAAGAUAGCUUUUCAUUCAGUUGUGCACACUCAGACCAAAACACUGGGCCUUCCACAAUAGAGGACCAGGAACUUUCUGUAACCCCACCUUCAUCUAUGAAGGAAAGCAGUAUUGAACCUUUUAAAAGUGACUCCACCAGUUCAAGUGAGGACAUUUCUGGUGGUAUCACUGCCAUGGCUGUUACCAAAGCAGCACAGGCGCCCACACACCCCAACCAUACAGACAUCAAUGGAGAAACUGAGGAGGAAGAUGCAGAAGUUGCAGCAGCUCUGGCUGCACUGGAAGCUGCAACUGCAGGGGAAGACGUGGAAGAUGACGACGAGUACUAGAUAAAAGAUUCUUUCUAAUACACUGGGUAAGAUCCAGAUUUUAUUUCUGGAUCUGUAUGAACACAUGUACAGCACAUGUGGACAGCUGUUAUCAACAGCAUAUACAAAAGAAGUUGAGACGAAACCUCUGUCCCUUCAGCUGUUUUCUACAGCCUUUUAAUUUCUACUGCCUGAGGUAUAGAAGUGCUCCCUUGGCUAAUGGUAAUACUAACACUCUUCUCUAUGGGGCCAGCCAGGAGUGCAAAGCAUCACUUCUUCCACACAGGGUAUUCUGCUGUAUGCCCACCUCAGCUGGAUUCAUGCAAACGUUUCCUUUGGUUUUGACCCUCAAGAGGGUCUGGCACAUACUGCGUGUUCCAGGUUCAGGAAAUUUCCAUUAUUUAAACAGAACUAUAGAAGCCAUGGUGUUAUAAACCAUAGAUUUUCAUCAUGUUAGGACAAAAAAAAUAAUGCUGACCCAAAGUUCUAUGAUCUAAAGAAGUAUGAGACUGGGAAGGCAGAUUGACUUGCAGUUCACUGCAGUUUUGGUUCCAUUCUGGAUUAAGCCUAAAUCUGCAUGUGCAGCUGGUGUUAGAACGAUAACCUCAUCUCUUCCCUUACACCUCCCCUGGACUUAGUUUGAUACCCCAAGUGACCUGCUUCAGUUCACUGAAACAGCAGAAGCCUAGCCAAAUCCAAGAGGGUGGGUAACUUUCUGUUGGUUUAAUGAGCUGAAGUAGCUCAUGCAAGAAUUACACACACAGGAUCAGAGGUGCUGGAGAGGGAUCAAAAUUCAGCCCUACCAGCUUGGAUAGAUUAAAACUGUUGUAAAACUACAGCCCGAGACCUCUCAACUACUAAAUUUUACAGGCACACAUCCCUUGCCUUAACAAUACAGUUUGCAAACAGGUUAGGUCUCAAACAUUCCCAGCAAGAUGUGUUUUGUUUAUAUACAAACAGAGCAGUGUGGACCCCUCCCUGGCUCUGCUGCAGUCCUUAAACUUACAGCAGGAAAAGGAUCAAGCUUCCAAGUUGAAUUAAGCAUAAAAACUGAAAAUAUCAGCUGAAUUCCUGGAGCAUUUACCCUUCCUCUGAUCUUCAGACUAGUAUGUUAGCCUUUCUUGUGGGAAAAAAAAAAAAAGGAGGUAGACCAACUUGGUGCUGCCAAUUUAUCAAAAGUUGGAUUUUAAUGGUUUAAAUAGAAAGUG
Messenger RNA from Tyto alba (common barn owl), 2639 nucleotides. It is a transcript of the gene PGCKA1, whose product is annotated as chromosome unknown C4orf19 homolog. The transcript has 7 exons. The record is from RefSeq and is a predicted model, not a curated record. The coding region runs from base 469 to 1452 and encodes 327 amino acids. NCBI's taxonomy places the organism in Eukaryota, Metazoa, Chordata, Aves, Strigiformes, Tytonidae.